AUGCCGAUCAAACGCCAGUUUCGAGGAGACAACAGAGGUGGUAAAGACUCCUCCUCCUCCUCCUCUCGAGAACGACACGGUUUUGGAAGGGGAGGAAUUCUUGCCGUCCUCAUCGCCGUCGUAAUCUCCGAACACCAAAAGUGGACGAAACGAAUGGAAAAACAACUCAAAGAGAAACUGAAACAUCUGGAGGAUCGACACAAGGCGGAGAGGAACGCGGUCGUGAGGUUACAACAUCAGCUGAGACACAAAGUGCUCGACGCGACGAGCAGUUUUGGUGGUAAUGGUAAUGAUGAUGAUGAUGGUGAUGAGAAGACGAGGAGUAAAACUUCUCAAAAUUCGCCUCAACAGUUUGGACCGGCGAUUGCGAGAGCGCAGUCGUGUUUUAGUCGCCGAGCGGGGACGCCGAGACAAGGCGGGUCGUUGGUCGCGUCCGCGCGGUGUCGGCUACAUUUUGACGUGGAAUUUGUCCCGAAAAGAAGCUUGGAAGGGUUAGAGGAGUAUUCUCACGCGUGGGUGAUUUACGUGUUUCACGCGAACACGAACGCGUGCGGGACGAAGAACGGAGGCGCGGUGAAAGCGUUGGUCUCCGUGCCGAGGUUGAACGGGGAGAAGCGAGGGUGUUUGUCCACUCGGACGCCACAUCGACCGCGACCGGUCGGGUUGAGUUUAGGGAGAAUUAUUAGCGUCGAUUGGGAGCGAGGGGAAGUGACGCUCGGCGGGAUCGAUUUAGUCGACGGGACGCCGGUUUUGGAUAUUAAACCGUACGUGCCGUGGUGCGAUAGCGUGCCAGAGGCGACGGCACCGAAGUGGGUGACCAGAGCGAUUGAAGGCGAGGAAGGAGGGGAACCGUUGGCGAUUGGAGAGGUGAAACUCGCGAGUCCGGAGGAGGAGACGAGGGAGAAGGUGAAGCGGGCGUACGAGGAACGGUUUGAAAUCGAUUCGAAGAAAGGCGGGAAGAAGAGGCGACCUUUGUACGAAAACCCGGACGAUUUCUUAGCGUUUGUGAUGGAUACGUUGCGAUUAGACGUGCGAAGUACCAGGGAGAGGACGGCAAAAGUGGAGGAGAGGAAGUUUGAUACGUAUCGAGUCACUUUAUGCGACGUGGAGGUGGCGUACGUGAUUGGUAAAGAAGGCGACGGGGUGGUGACCAUUGUCGACGCGCGCGGAUUUAGAUCGACCGGCGAUUACGAGGAACGAUAA
Bathycoccus prasinos is the source of this 1203-nucleotide messenger RNA. RefSeq lists its product with no specific name. Lineage: Eukaryota; Viridiplantae; Chlorophyta; Mamiellophyceae; Mamiellales; Bathycoccaceae. The record is from RefSeq and is a predicted model, not a curated record. The transcript is spliced from 2 exons. The coding region runs from base 1 to 1203 and encodes 400 amino acids.